Molecule: messenger RNA, 642 nt
Organism: Rotaria sp. Silwood2
Lineage: Eukaryota; Metazoa; Rotifera; Eurotatoria; Philodinida; Philodinidae
Source: the annotation of a GenBank genome assembly
AUGUCGCCUGAGUCAGUGCAAAUAUAUAAAGAAUUACUUGCAAAGGAGCCGAAAAUCGAUGAAAAAUAUGUAAUUAUUGAUGUUAAAUUGUUAAAACAUUGGAAACGCUUUAUUGGUAUCGAUAAAUCAGAAGAUGAAGAACAAGUUACUGAGCCAGGUCCAAUAGAUUUCACAAAAUUAGUUGAUCCCGCAACAGCCAGUAGUUCCAAUGAAGUACAACUUCGUUCAGAUGCUGUUGAAGGAAAUGAUUAUACCUUUAUUCCAUAUGAGCUUUAUAAAGACUUAGUAAAAACGUAUAACAAAAUCGAUCCCGAAAUAAUUCGUAGAGUAAUCCCACAAGGUCCAUAUCAAACUGUAAUUGACACUUUUCUUGUAUCAUUACGACUUCGUAAAUCAAGCGAUGACAAUGCAAGAAUAAAACAAAUCUAUCGUAGUCGUCGAACAAAGAUAGAAGAAAUAAAAAAAGAUAUUUGUAAUGAAUUUUGUAUUCCAUUAAGUUCAAAUUAUCAAUUAUAUUCAUCAGUGGAUGAAGAUGGUCAAAAGUGGGAACCCAUUGAUGAUGAACCAGAUUCAACCCUUGAAGAUAUCAGUUUAACAAAAAAAAUGCAUUUAUCAUAUAUGAAGAUCGAUCAUUAUCACUAG